Molecule: messenger RNA, 1673 nt
Organism: Coccinella septempunctata (seven-spotted ladybird)
Lineage: Eukaryota; Metazoa; Arthropoda; Insecta; Coleoptera; Coccinellidae
Product: elongation factor 1-alpha
Exons: 3
Coding region: 165-1553 (462 amino acids)
Biological process (GO): translation; translational elongation
Molecular function (GO): GTPase activity; GTP binding; translation elongation factor activity
Source: RefSeq, a predicted model, not a curated record
AAAGCUUUUUAAUUUGGUAACGAGGCUUUCAGCUCAGGCUCUUCCUUUUUAAACUUGAUCGCCUUACUGUGUGGUUGCAGUUUGUUUCCGUUGCUUACAUAGUGUUCCUAUAAGUUAGGUCCUCCGUUAACUGUUGCAUUUAUUUUUAUUCCAAACAGUUCAAAAUGGGUAAAGAAAAGACUCAUAUUAAUAUUGUCGUAAUUGGACACGUAGAUUCUGGUAAAUCUACAACCACAGGUCACUUGAUCUACAAAUGCGGUGGUAUCGACAAACGUACCAUCGAAAAGUUCGAGAAAGAAGCCCAGGAAAUGGGAAAGGGUUCUUUCAAAUAUGCGUGGGUACUUGACAAACUUAAGGCUGAACGUGAACGUGGUAUCACAAUCGAUAUUGCUUUAUGGAAAUUCGAAACCUCCAAAUACUAUGUGACCAUUAUUGACGCCCCUGGACACAGAGAUUUUAUCAAAAACAUGAUCACAGGUACAUCUCAGGCAGAUUGUGCCGUGUUGAUUGUAGCUGCAGGUACUGGUGAAUUUGAAGCCGGUAUCUCGAAGAAUGGACAAACUCGUGAGCAUGCUCUGCUCGCCUUCACAUUGGGAGUAAAACAGCUCAUCGUUGGUGUGAACAAAAUGGACUCCACUGAACCACCGUACAGCGAAUCUCGUUUCGAAGAAAUCAAGAAGGAAGUAUCGUCAUACAUUAAAAAAAUUGGUUACAACCCUGCAGCUGUAGCUUUUGUGCCUAUCUCUGGAUGGCAUGGAGACAACAUGUUGGAACCUUCCACCAAAAUGCCAUGGUUCAAGGGAUGGGCUAUUGAACGUAAAGAAGGAAAGGCUGAUGGUAAAUGUUUGAUUGAAGCUCUUGACGCUAUUCUUCCCCCAUCUCGUCCUACUGAGAAACCUCUUCGUCUUCCACUUCAGGAUGUCUACAAAAUUGGUGGUAUUGGAACAGUACCAGUAGGUCGUGUUGAAACUGGAGUUUUGAAACCAGGUACUGUUGUUGUCUUUGCCCCAGCUAACAUCACUACUGAAGUCAAGUCUGUGGAGAUGCACCACGAAGCCCUUCAGGAAGCUGUACCCGGUGAUAACGUUGGUUUCAACGUUAAGAACGUAUCUGUAAAAGAAUUGCGUCGUGGAUACGUCGCUGGUGACUCCAAGAACAACCCACCCAGAGGUGCUUCAGACUUCACUGCUCAAGUAAUCGUAUUGAACCACCCUGGUCAAAUUAGCAACGGAUACACCCCAGUUUUGGAUUGCCACACAGCUCACAUUGCCUGUAAAUUUGCCGAAAUCAAAGAGAAAGUUGACCGUCGUUCUGGUAAGACCACAGAAGAAAACCCCAAGGCUAUCAAAUCUGGAGAUGCUGCCAUUGUUAACUUGGUACCAUCCAAGCCUAUGUGUGUAGAAUCUUUCCAGGAAUUCCCUCCUCUAGGACGUUUCGCUGUCCGUGACAUGAGGCAAACAGUUGCUGUAGGAGUUAUCAAAAGUGUUAGUUUCAAGGAAGGUGGAGCUGGCAAAGUCACGAAAGCUGCCGAAAAAGCAACAAAGAAGAAGUAGUUCAGUUUUUUCGAAUAUUUUAAAAAUAUUUCAUACUACAUUUUGCAAUAAAACUGGAGUUAUUUUAUAUUUAAUGACUUUGUGAUCUUAGCUCUCCAAAUUAAAACCUUAUAAAACCUA